Messenger RNA from Colletotrichum siamense, 1275 nucleotides. RefSeq lists its product as uncharacterized. Lineage: Eukaryota; Fungi; Ascomycota; Sordariomycetes; Glomerellales; Glomerellaceae. The record is from RefSeq and is a predicted model, not a curated record. The transcript has 2 exons. Bases 1 to 1275 code for a protein of 424 amino acids.
AUGCCAACCGCAACACUCGCAUCGCAAUAUGCCAUCACCAACAUCGGCCCCCUAACGACCGUAUUUACGGUACCAACAGCUUGCGCAACUCGUUCGCCUGAUCUUUGGCUCGCCGAUCAAGAUAGGUUUGUCACCGAUCGCGUCGCCGUCCACUAUAAACAAUCAUGUGGUAUUGCCAGCCAGGGCACAUGUAUUCCUUCAGGCCAAAAGAUGGACGCGGCGUACUCCUCGGCCAGUAUCAAAGGGAAUUCUGUCUUACCUACGAUCGCCUACUUCUCUCCGGCUAGUCUGUGUCCUGAUGCGUACACCACUGUUGGAUCGGCCUUCAGGGGCGAUGAUGGAAAUAUCACGUCUUCUGGAGUCUUCGCGCCACCUGUUGUCCCGAAGACCGUCUUUGGAGGGGGUACACUAGGGCAAAGUCCGCGAUUAAGUGUGUUGAUGGAGGUGCUUGAAGAAGGCGAGACGGCUGUUCUAUGCUGUCCUGAGAGAUACAUCGUUGGCAAAAACGGUGGCUGUUUCUCAUCCGUUCAAGACUCGGUGUACGGCGAGAAGACCGCUUGCCCAGUAGCUUCAAAGAACGGUGAUUUCGGCGCUUUCAUGCGGGCCAUCACCUACAACGGUACAGCUGUCACGACUGGCAGCUUUGUGUCCUUCGGGCCAAUCAGUCGACCCUCGACGAAUAUAGUACCUUCGAUCACAGAGACCAUCGAGCUCAAGCCCACAGUAGCUCCUAACACGGAAGAUGUCCCUUCCACUCCGAAGCCGUCUCCGGUCCCCGAAAGCGAGCCCCCUGCCCCCUCAGUUCCCUCAGUCAUAGAAACGCGGCCCGUCAUAGAGACUACAGAUCUCGAGCUCGCACCAGCUUCCACCACGGAUGGUGCCUCCUCCACUGCAACGUUGUCUCCGGUGACCGAAGGCGAACUUCCCGUGUCCUCCGUGUCUCCAAUCACGGAAACACCAAGCAUCAGAACCAAACUUUCUGAUCCAUCGUUGUCAUCUAUCGCCGAGAGCAUAGAGAGCGCGUCGUCCGUCGCCCCAACAUCUUCGGUCACGGAUGACGUGUUUGCCGUCGCGUACAAGCCGGCGGUCACAAUGGUUUACAACCGUAAUGGUGAGGGAGCGGGUAGCGGUGGCGGCGACGCUACGGCAACGGAGACCGCAUCCAAUGCGGCAUGUAGAAUGAGGAUGACUACUGCGGGAGGUAGUGCUGGGAUUUUGGCUAUGGUGUGGACUCUGGCAGCCUUAGCUGGUUUUGCGAUUGCUUUGCCUCAUUAG